AUGCAGCAGAAUAAUGGUUCCCUGGUUUGGUGCCAGAAUCACAAGCAGUGUGCUAAGUGUCUGGAGCCCUGCAAGGAGUCCUGGGACCAGAGGAGGCAUCAGUGCCAAAGCUUCUGUGAGCCUCUCUUCCCCAAGAAGAACUAUGAAUGCUUGACCAGCUGUGAGUUCCUCAAGUACAUCCUGUCAGUGAAGCAAGGAGACUGCCCAGCCCCGGAGAGGGCCAGUGGCUUCGCCGCCGCCUGCGUGGAAAGCUGCGAAGUGGACAACGAGUGCUCCGGGGUGAAGAAAUGCUGUUCCAACGGGUGUGGGCACACCUGCCAGGUGCCCAAAACUCUGUAUAAAGGCGUCCCCCUGAAGCCCAGGAAAGAGUUACGAUUCACAGAACUGUCAUCUGGACAGCUGGAGAUUAAGUGGUCCUCGAAAUUCAAUAUUUCCAUCGAGCCUGUGAUCUACGUGUUGCAGAGACGAUGGAAUUACGGAAUCCAUCCAAGUGAAGAUGAUGCUACACACUGGCAGACUGUGGCUCAGACCACAGAUGAACGGGUUCAACUGGCGGACAUCAGACCCAGCAGGUGGUACCAGUUCCGCGUGGCUGCUGUCAACGUGCACGGGACCCGGGGCUUCACCGCACCCAGCAAGCACUUCCGCUCCUCCAAAGAUCCAUCCGCACCCCCAGCUCCAGCUAACCUCCGGCUUGCCAACUCCACCAUCCACAGCGACGGGAGCGUGACGGCGACGAUUGUUUGGGAUGUGCCCGAAGACCCAGAUAUCCCUGUGCAUCACUACAAAGUGUUUUGGAGCUGGACGGUCAGCAGCAAGGCCCUCGUCCCCACCAAGAAGAAGCGGAGAAAGACUACGGAGGGGUCCCACAAUUCUGUGACCCUGGAGCGACUGCAGCCGGACAGCAGCUAUAUGGUGGAAGUGCAGGCCAUCUCGUACUGGGGGCAGAUGCGCCUCAAAAGCGCCAAGGUGUCUCUUCAUUUCACGUCCUCACAAACCACCAACAACAAGGAAACCCUUGGGAAAAGUAGAAAGGAUGUGAUUCAAAUCAAGACCCCUUUUCAAAGAAGACGACCCACUCGGCUCCUGGAAAUCGGGGCUCCCUUCUACCAGGACAACCAGCUGCAGGUCAAGGUCUACUGGAAGAAGACUGAAGAUCCCAGCAUCAGCCGCUACCAUGUGCAGUGGUUCCCAGAGUUAUGUUCCCACAACGAAACAGCCACCCCUGAGAAGUCAUCUGGCACGACCCAUGAGAAUUACAUCAUUCUUCAGGAUCUGUCAUUUUCCUGCAAAUAUAAGGUGAUAGUCCAACCCAUCGGGCCCAAGAGCCACCUGAAGGUGGAGACCGCUUUCUUUACCACGCCACCCUGCUCUGCUCUCAAGCGGAAAAGCCACCAGCACGCCACCUGCCCUGGCGAAGCAGGCCAGUUUCUUUCCAAAGUGCUCGCCAAGCCAGAGGACCUUUCUGCGUCCUUCGUUGUCCAAGAUGUCAACAUCACGGGCCACUUUUCUUGGAAAAUGGCCAGGGCAAACCUCUUCCAGCCCAUGACCGGGUUUCAGGUGACUUGGGCAGAGGUCACGACAGAGAACAGGCAGAACAGUCUGCCCAAUAGCAUCAUCUCGCAGUCCCAGAUCCUGCCGUCGGAUCACUAUGUCCUGACAGUGCCCAAUCUGAGGCCGUCCACCCUGUACCGGCUGGAAGUGCAGGUGCUGACCACAGGAGGGGAAGGGCCGGCCACCAUCCGGACGUUCCGGACCCCCGAGCUCCCGCCGUCUGCAGCACACAGAGCCCAUCUAAAACAUCACCACGCCCAUCAUUACGAACCUUCUCCAGAGAGAUACUAACAGUUGCACGGACGCACGCUUAUUGAACCGCAGCGACCAGACACAUGGACUUAGAGCAGCCGUAGGUAUCUCCCAGGGGACGCUCCUCUCCUGGGUAACGUUAGCACAGUAAGUACUCACGUCUGUCUCAGAUGCACCCAGAAUUAAGUGGCACGUGGUCCGCCGAGGAAGACCAAAGCCGAUCCCCUGGGAGAAUGCAGAAAUUGCAGAGUAGGCUUAUUGGACGGUAAUUUUUUUUUUUUUUUUUUUUUUACUGAGUCUUAAGAGCUCCGUCUGCAGUCUUGUUAAUCUCCAUUGAUACAGUGCAGAACUGACAUUUCACUGAGCUCGGAGGGGCAGGUUCUCCAGUGAGUACAACAGAUAAGACAACUGGUACACAAAUUGAGCAUGGAUUUCAUCAACAGAACGCACUUUGAUCAAAUGAAUGAUUUGAUUGACAAAAUCAACUGAGAUUCUGAAGCUGUUGGGCCCGGUUGAUUAUACUGUUGAAAUCUUCCAUAAGAUAUUUUUCUUAUUGCCUGUGAUUUUUAACUGACAGUUUCUAACCUGAAAAACACCAGUAAAUCUAAAAAUGCUUCCACUUUAAACAUCCUUUGCUUCUGCUUAUACAAAUACAAAAGAUACCGUCAGGAGUGGACAGACGUUUGACAUAUUAUUAUGCUGCUAACUAGGUUUUGCCUUGGGGAAAUUAAAAUUCUUUUUUAGUAUUUCAUACUAGAUAUUGUUUUUAAUAUUUUAUCCUAUAAUAUGAGAGAUUGUCCUAAUAGGUUAGCUUAUUUAUAUUUUUCCUUGUUUUCCUCAAAGCAGAAAACAGCUGUGGGUACACUUUGUUUUGGAGCCUUCAUGUAUUUGAAAAUUCACAGCACCUGUUGCUUAAAAGAAACUACUCCCAACUGGUGAACACUGUCAGGUGUUUAUUGAGAUACGCCUUUUCGUAAUCAAAGGAAGCCCUUUGUAUGUUAGAAUAUUCUCAGUAAUGUCGAAAGGGCUUUCAUUGAUAGAAGAGAGUUUUUUGCCUGUAAUUAUCCUUUAUUCUUUCAAGUCUAUUAUAUCCUGUUACUUGGAAAGUCUCUUGUGUUCUAAAUCACCCGUGAGGACAUUGAGUGAAGUCAAAAGAUGGUAUCAUACAUUGCAGAGUGUGUCGAGGUGACCCUAAAGAGCAAUAUUCAAUUUAGUUUUCCUUCAGGGAAAACUCACAUACAUGGUUUGAAAUGACAUAGAUGUGUUUGUCUGCCCCCUUAGAAGGAUGUGUGUCUGUCUGUACACACAGGCACCCACGUGUACAUGCAUACACCUUGGAUAUAAAUCCCUGAGGAAAUUGUUUUCACAGCUCACCAGUGGUGGACAAAGGUGUGGUUCUCUACUGAAGGUCAUAAGGAGAAUGUAUUUUGCCCAUUAAUGUUCACUCUAUGAUAAAAGAACAGUUUAUCAUAACUAAACAUUUUAAAAAUGGGAAGGGUUCCCAGUUCCUGUAUCCGUCUAGGUACACUAGGAAAAAUCGCUAAUGUUAUACGUCAGGUUUUGAUAUUCACACUUGCCCUUUGUCAUUUUUGAUAUUUCCUGAGUGCGUGUAGGCUCCUGGCCCUUGCUGCCAAAGGUGGACAGCUCACAACUCCCUGGCUUGAUGGAGCUUGUGCUGCAACAUCCAAAAACCAGCUGCCGUCCAGCUGAUCCUGACUGAUGGCAGAUUCAAUACAGAAUGCGGAGGGAUUGCCUUUAUUAAUAAGCAGACAGGUGUCUUCAGAAAGCAUAGUUGAUAAACGUGGGUACCUGAUAAUAGAUUAAAACAAAAACCAAAAAACAAAAACCAGUUUCCUGUGUGUUAAAACACUGAAAGCUGAUGAGCUAGGUACUGGUUUGCAGCUUUGUACAAGGGCAUAAAAUCAAAACUCUCAGAACAAAGUUUGUGUUGGUUCUGAGUGUCUCUGCAGCUCCUGACACAUACUCGGUGGAGGAAGCACGGUGUUUUGUCACGUUCACCUGCUCCCAAGGUUACAUACAGGAAACCUCUUUCAUCAAAAACCCUCUGAGAUUUAACAAACAGCCUAGGAAUCUUCUUUAAAACUAAUGGUUUCUUCUGGUGCCAUCACUGGCAUCUGGAAUUCAAAUUCUUACACCUUCAAAAAUUUAAACUUCUAAUGAUUGACUCCAAGUUUAUCUUUUACCUUGAUUUGUUAUGACCAAAUGCAAGUAUUUGGGCCAUCAAGUUUUGGUACUGUUGUAUAGUUAAAAAUGACAGGAGUAUACAGAUAGAUACAAAAUAUUAUUAAAUUAUUAUACAUUAAAUUUUAUAAAAAAAUUUAAUUAUGCUUCUUUGGUCUGGGUAGUAGGUAUUGAGCAGCUAUAUUUUUAGUUGGGAUAAAUGUUCUAAAGCUUAUACCUUCCCUAACGAGUCUAAAGCAACCCUUCUGAGCAUCUAAUUUUGCUCUGAUAUUCAACAAUUUAAAUCAUUAGUGUUUUAGGAGAAAAAUACUAUUAAACAUCUCCAACAUGAAUCAAGUGAGCAAAUAUAUAUAUUUUUUAUUUUUAAAAAUUUGAGUACCAAAUAAAGUGAUUUUUUUUUUUUUUAAAGGUAGUUUUAGUGUCUAAUCCUCUGGUAGGUCUUAUUGAAAUUACGUGCAUUUAUCUAAUAUGAGAAAAUGGUAGUCGGUGAUCAUAUUCACUGUUGGAAGGAUUGAGCUCAUCAAAAAAAGAAAACAAUUAAGUCAUCAAACGCAGGCGACCAAGUCAGUAUCCACCACGGUUCUCUGCAUUAUUUUCAUUUACAACACUGACUCCCAGACAGUGGAUUUCUCCCCACCACCAUCUUCUCCAAACCAGAACUCAUAGAAUGGUUUGUACAAACAAGCAUGUGCCGGUUGAAUUCCUUGGUGGUUUUAGUAUGAUGUAUUAGAGGAAAAGAUUGAUGACACAUUAGUUUCCAGAAUGUUUAUGAAACAAAAUCCAGAGCUUAAAAGUAUGCUCGUACCGUAGAACACAUACCCGACUCCACGCAGGGUUUCUGACUGUGGGCACCAGUGACACGGGGGGCCGGCUCAUUCUGUGUGUCGGGAGCCGUCCUCUGCAUUGUAGGGCGUUGAGCAGCAUCCCUGCCCUCCACCCGCUAGAUGUCCCUAGCAACUUCCCCCAAAUUGUGACAACCAGAAUGUCUCUAGACAUUGCCAGACGGCCUUUAGAGAGUACAAAACCACCCCGUUUAAACCACUGCCAUAGAAUUAACUUUACUGAAUAGAAAUAUCUUUACUGAACACAGAAAUGUCUUUACGAAUACUGCAAAUUUGCCCUGACGGGGGGACCGAACAAACUGCACGAGUAAACCCCCGGAACUGAGGAUUAGUGAGGCAAUUAUUACCCUUGAAUUCAAAGGUGUAAAUUGUGUCUUUUCUCUCUGCCAUAAAAUCUGGUCAAAAGACUUAAUUGUGACGUGUGUCUGUAUAACGGAAGUACAGAGGUUACUUCUGUCGCACGCCUCAGUAAAGACCAUUUGUGGCACUGAUGUAUGUAUUCACUGCCCUGUCUUACACCGUACGCCAUGGAGUCUCUCAAGUGUACUCUUGCCCGUGAUUCCAAGUCACUCUAACGUUGUUAUACACACUUUCACAUCAUAACCAGGACAAAGAGGCUGAGUAACUGUUGCAUGUACUUUAAAAUUCAUUCUACAACAUAAAUGUAACAGCACUGACGCUUAUCUGUGGUUUUGCAUGGCCAGACUCAGUGUUUCAGGUAGGACGUGGACUCAACGACUGUCUUACCUCCGCUGAAUAUUCUAGCCAACUAUACAGUUGACAGAGUGAUUCACAGAGUCUAUAUGUAAUGUUCUUUUUUUCCCUUAAUUAUAUUGUAGUGUGCAGAUAACAGAACUGCCACCUUCUGGUCCAAACGGUCUGUAGAAACCCUAUUCCUUAUACUGGUCAUUUAAAGUCAAUAUUUAUUUAUGUAUGUAAUAAAAUAAACAUUUGAUUUUUGUGUAUGUCUGUCAUGCUAUCUAGAGAGAAGUAAUCUUGUAAAAAAAAAACAUUUUGUAAAAAGAAAAAAAAAUAUUGUAAAUAGUCUGAUAUUCCGUGACUCAUUAUUUUCACAUUAGAGUUUGUACAUACUGGCUCAGUAAUAAAGUUGCCUUAA
Messenger RNA from Loxodonta africana (African savanna elephant), 5967 nucleotides. Its product is annotated as anosmin-1. Gene Ontology annotation, cellular component: cell surface; extracellular region. The record is from RefSeq and is a predicted model, not a curated record. Gene Ontology annotation, molecular function: protein binding; peptidase inhibitor activity. Gene Ontology annotation, biological process: neuron differentiation. The coding region runs from base 1 to 1845 and encodes 614 amino acids. Lineage: Eukaryota; Metazoa; Chordata; Mammalia; Proboscidea; Elephantidae. The transcript has 14 exons.